AUAUUUCUAUUGAUCGAAAUCAACCCUGGUUGAAUUCCGGCAAGUUCUACAUCUCAUCUCUCAAGAAUAAGUUUGUCGCCUUUGGCUGUGACACACAUGCCGUGAUUAGGACAUCAACCAUUUCGGGACAAACACACGAUGCAACGGGCUGCAUGUCCCUAUGUAACAGCAUAAAUGACACAACAGAUGGGACUUGCUCGGGCAUUGGCUGUUGUGAAGCAUCUAUUCCCAAAAGGGUCAAAAGUUUUGAGAUAAUAGUCAGAAGUUACAACGAACACUCCUCUGUAGAGAGCUUUAAUCCAUGUAGCUAUGGCUUUGUUGCUGAACAAGGAACUUACACUUUCUCUUCAAACGUCUUGGGAAAUUCUUUCGCUCUCACAAAUGUUACACACCCGAUGAUACUUGAAUGGUCAAUAGGAAAUUCCAACUGCGAUCAAGCCAAGAUCAAUGCCACAACUUAUGCGUGCAAAGACAAUACUAACUGCCAAGACUUCGAUAAUGGAAUUGGAUACCAAUGCAAUUGUUCUAAUGGCUACCAGGGAAAUCCUUAUCUUGGUUGCACCGAUAUUGAUGAGUGUGAGCUUUCAAGGCCAUGCAACAUGACAUGCACAAAUUUACCAGGUACAUACAAGUGUAGUUGCCCUUAUGGAUAUGAAGGUGAUGGCGAGAAAAAUCCAGGUUCAUCGGGUUGUCGUCGUAUUCCCAAAAACAAAGUUCCUUGGAACAACAUUGCACUUGGUGUUAGUAUAAGCAUAUCAUGUCUACUUCUUGGGGCAUCAUGGAUAUACUGGGCUUUCAGGAAAAGGAAAAUCAUCAAGCUAAAAGAGAAGUUCUUUGAACAAAACGGGGGCAUUAUGUUGCGUCAACAGCUCUUCAAUCCAGAAGGGGAAGCACAAAAUACUACUCGUCGUUCUUCCAACAUCUUUGGGGAAGAUGAACUCAAGAAGGCUACAAGUAACUACCACGAGAGUCGAAUUCUCGGCCAGGGAGGCCAGGGAACCGUGUAUAAAGGAGUAUUGACUAAUGACACUAUAGUUGCAAUCAAGAAAUCCAAACAAGUUGACAAAACCCAAAUCGAUCAAUUCAUCAACGAAGUUAUAAUCAUCACCCAAAUCAAUCAUAGAAAUGUGGUGAAGCUCAUCGGUUGUUGUUUGGAGACAGAGGUUCCCAUGCUAGUCUAUGAAUAUGUUAGCAAUGGAACUCUAUACGACCAUAUCCAGCAAGGCGAUCAUAAAAGACCUUUGCUUUCGUGGACAAACCGUUUGAGGAUUGCAACUGAAACAGCAGGUGCCCUGUCUUACUUACACGGAGCUGCUUCCAUACCCAUCAUUCACAGAGACAUUAAAUCGACAAACAUACUCUUAGAUGAGAAUUAUACUGCAAAAGUGUCGGAUUUUGGAGCUUCCCGUUUAAUCCCCAUGAAUCAAACUCAAUUGACAACAUUGGUUCAAGGUACACUUGGAUAUUUAGAUCCUGAAUAUUUUCAUUCUAGUCAGUUAACCGAGAAGAGCGACGUGUAUAGUUUUGGAGUGCUUUUGAUUGAGUUGAUGACAAGCAAGAAGGCACUAGACUAUGAAAGGCCAGAGAAAGAGCGAAACUUGGCCAACUAUUUUAUCGCGUCCUUCAAAGAAGACUGUUGGCAUGAAAUUGUGGAUCAAAAGAUGAUAGAGGAGUCUUCAGAAUAUAACCAACUGUAUGAAGUUGCAAAGUUGGCUAUACAAUGUCUUAAACUUCAAGGUGAUGAGAGGCCAACAAUGAAAGAAGUGGCAAUGGAGUUAGAAGGUUUAAGAAUCAUUCAUAAUCAUUCAUGGUCAUGGAGGAAUCAUCAUCAUAACGAUCACUACAAUCCAGAAGAGGUUGAAGGUUUGUUAGUCCAUGAGGUACCAGAUCACAAUUCCUACGAAGAAAGUACUAUCUAUUCUGCAAAUUAUGAUACCAUGAGGAACCAUGCCAUAACACCAUUGGAGGUGCCAAUUAUCGCCCAAACCCAACCGGGAUGCUUAGAUCGUUGUGGCGAUAUUUCCAUCCCAUAUCCGUUUGGCGUGCGUGAAGGUUGCUUCCUUGAUUCAGCGUUUCUCGUCACUUGCAACGAAACCACUAAUAAGCUUUUCCUAGGUUCAAUUGAGAUAGUUGAUAUAUCUAUUUUCGGAGAACUUCGUGUUCUAUCUUGGAUUGGAAGUGAUUGUUAUAAGAAUAAUAUUUCUGAUGGUUGGAUUAGACCAUGGUUAACAGCCGGAACGUCGUUCUAUGUCUCGUCUCUUAAGAAUAAGUUUGUCGCCUUGGGCUGUGACACAAAUGCCGUCAUUACCGGCACUCAGGGACAAAGAUAUACGACGGGUUGCAUGUCCUUGUGUAACAGCAUGGACGAGAUCACAAAUGGGACUUGCUUGGGGAUUGGAUGUUGUGAAGCUUCUAUUCCCAAAAGGGUUCAAAGCUUUGAGAUACAAGUCACUAGUUACGACAAUCACUCGUUUGUAGAAAGCUUUAAUCCAUGCAGCUAUGGCUUUGUGGCUGAACAAGGAACUUAUACUUUCUCUACAGAAGACUUGGGGAAUUCUUUUCUUCUUAUAAACGACACGAGUCGGAUGGUACUUGAAUGGUCAGUAGGGAACACCACCUGCGAACAAGCCAAGACCGCGCCAUUAUUAUCUACUUAUGCCUGCAAGGACAAUACUAACUGUCACAACUUCGAUAAUGGAAUUGGAUACCAAUGCAAUUGUUCUAAUGGCUACCAAGGAAAUCCUUAUCUUGGUUGCACAGAUAUUGAUGAGUGUGAGGUUUUAAGGCCUUGCAACAUGACUUGCACAAAUUCACCCGGUUCAUACAAGUGUAGUUGUCCUCCUGGAUAUGAAGGUGAUGGCGAGACACAUCUGGGAUCUUCGGGUUGUCGUCGUAUUCCCAAAAAAAAGAUUCCUUGGAACAACAUUGUACUUGAUAAUGCAGGUGUUAGUAUAAGCAUAUCAGGUCUACUUCUUGGGGCAUCAUGGAUAUAUUGGGCUUUCAGGAAAAGGAAAAUCAUCAAGCUAAAAGAGAAGUUCUUUGAACAAAACGGGGGCAUUAUGUUGCGUCAACAGCUCUUCAAACCAGAAGGGGAAGCACAAAAUACUACUCGUCAUUCUUCCAACAUCUUUGGGGAAGAAGAACUCAAGAAGGCUACAAGUAACUACCACGAGAGUCGAGUUCUCGGCCAGGGAGGCCAGGGAACCGUGUAUAAAGGAGUAUUGACUAAUGACACAAUAGUUGCAAUCAAGAAAUCCAAACAAGUUGACAAAACACAAAUCGAGCAAUUCAUCAACGAAGUUAUAAUCAUCACCCAAAUCAAUCAUAGAAAUGUGGUGAAGCUCAUUGGUUGUUGUUUGGAGACUGAAGUUCCCAUGCUAGUCUAUGAAUAUGUUAGCAAUGGAACUCUAUAUGACCAUAUCCAGCAAGGCGAUCAUAAAAGACCUUUGCUUUCUUGGACAAACCGUUUGAGGAUUGCAACUGAAACAGCAGGUGCCCUGUCUUACUUACACGGUGCUGCUUCCAUACCCAUUAUUCACAGAGACAUUAAAUCGACAAACAUACUCUUAGAUGAGAAUUAUACUGCAAAAGUGUCAGAUUUUGGAGCUUCCCGUUUAAUCCCCAUGAAUCAAACUCAAUUGACAACAAUGGUUCAAGGGACACUUGGAUAUUUAGAUCCUGAAUAUUUUCAUUCUAGUCAGUUAACCGAGAAGAGCGAUGUGUAUAGUUUUGGAGUGCUUUUGAUUGAGUUGAUGACAAGCAAGAAGGCACUAGACUAUGAAAGGCCAGAAAAACAGAGAAACUUGGCCACCUAUUUUAUCGCUUCAUUCAAAGAAGAUCGAUGGCAUGACAUUGUAGAUCAAAAGAUGAUAGAUGAUUCGACGGAAUACAACCAUCUCUAUGAAGUAGCUAAGUUGGCCAUGCAUUGUCUUAAACUUCAAGGUGAUGAGAGGCCAACCAUGAAAGAAGUGGCAAUGGAGUUAGAAGGUCUACGAAUCAUGCAAAAUCAUCCAUGGAAGAAUCAUCAUCAUGAUCAAAACAAUCUAGAAGAGGGUGAAGGUUUGCUUGGCCAUGUGGUACCAGAUCACAAUAUCUCUACAACUAUCUCUUCUGCAAGUUAUGAUACCAUGAGGAACCAUGUCAUAACACCAUCAUUGGAAGGGGGAAGAUAAUUCAUCAAGAACUUUAUUUUAUUCAU
This is a messenger RNA of Impatiens glandulifera, 4198 nucleotides long. RefSeq names its product wall-associated receptor kinase 5-like. The record is from RefSeq and is a predicted model, not a curated record. The transcript is spliced from 8 exons. NCBI's taxonomy places the organism in Eukaryota, Viridiplantae, Streptophyta, Magnoliopsida, Ericales, Balsaminaceae. Gene Ontology annotation, biological process: cell surface receptor signaling pathway; protein phosphorylation. The coding region runs from base 153 to 4172 and encodes 1339 amino acids. Gene Ontology annotation, cellular component: plasma membrane. Gene Ontology annotation, molecular function: ATP binding; calcium ion binding; protein serine/threonine kinase activity.